UUCUUAUCUGUCUUAUCUUGACUCAGCGCGGAGUCUGUCAGAUAGCGGAGGUACCGUCGGGGUGACAGCUUCUCCGGUCCUUUCCGUGUCGGACGCCUCUCGGAAUCUCCGAACGCGCAUUCAGACCGCUCCACCGGCCGUGUCGCUGCUGGGCGGAACCGAGUUUGACUGACAUUUUCCGACGCCAGCCGUUUUUAGAGGUGAAUUUGGGAGGACAGACAUGGCCACCACAACCUGCACUCGAUUCACGGACGAGUAUCAGCUGUACGAGGAGCUGGGCAAGGGAGCCUUCUCCGUGGUGCGCAGGUGUGUGAAGCUGUGCACGGGUCAGGAGUAUGCCGCCAAAAUUAUCAACACCAAAAAGUUAUCUGCAAGAGAUCACCAGAAGCUGGAGCGGGAGGCUCGGAUCUGUCGCCUGCUGAAGCAUCCCAACAUCGUUCGCCUGCACGACAGUAUAUCAGAGGAGGGAUUCCACUACCUCCUCUUUGACCUGGUGACUGGAGGUGAGCUGUUUGAGGACAUCGUUGCCAGAGAGUACUACAGCGAGGCCGACGCCAGUCAUUGCAUCCAGCAGAUCCUGGAGGCGGUGCUUCACUGCCAUCAAAUGGGCGUGGUGCACCGGGACCUGAAGCCGGAGAACCUGCUCCUGGCCAGCAAGUGUAAGAAUGCAGCGGUGAAGCUGGCGGACUUCGGCCUGGCCAUCGAGGUGCAGGGCGACCAGCAGGCCUGGUUCGGGUUUGCGGGCACACCGGGGUACCUGUCCCCUGAGGUCCUGAGGAAGGAGGCGUACGGCAAGCCUGUGGACAUCUGGGCCUGCGGCGUGAUCCUCUACAUCCUGCUGGUGGGGUACCCCCCUUUCUGGGACGAGGACCAGCACAAGCUGUACCAGCAAAUCAAAGCGGGAGCUUACGACUUCCCGUCUCCAGAGUGGGACACCGUCACCCCAGAGGCCAAAAACCUCAUCAACCAGAUGCUGACCAUCAACCCCGCAAAGAGGAUCACGGCCCAGGAGGCCCUGAAGCACCCGUGGGUCUGCCAACGCUCCACGGUGGCGUCCAUGAUGCACAGACAGGAGACGGUGGAGUGUCUGAAGAAGUUCAACGCCAGAAGAAAACUCAAGGGGGCGAUCCUCACCACCAUGCUGGUCUCGCGAAACUUCUCUGUGGGCAGCAGGCAGACCACCGCGCCCGCCUCCGUCACCGCGGCGGCGGCGGCAGUGGCUGCGGCCGCCGGUACCACGGCGGGGCUGGUGGAACAAGCCAAGACUCUGCUCAACAAAAAGGCCGACGUUAAGCCCCAGACAAACAGCACCAAAAACAGCAUAGUCACCAGUCCGAAAGGAAACAUCCCUUCACCUGCUCUGGAACCUCAGACCACCGUCAUCCAUAAUCCGGUGGACGGGACAAAGGAGUCGUCGGACAGCAGCAACACCACCGUGGAGGACGAAGACGUGAAAGGGAAAAGCUUAGACAGCAGCUCGCUUAAGGCCCAGUCCAGCACCGGCUCCCAGCCUGAUAGCUCUCACGCUCCUUCAGCUGCCGCUCACUCGGCGGCUAAGUUUGCCGACCUCCUGGGUUCAGUGCGCCGGGGCUCGGGGCCCACGUCUGACGGAGAGCUCCGGUCCAGCACGCCGCCUCCUGCCGCCCUCUCCGCCCCCUCCCCUCCACACACCCCCGCCGUCCCGAUGCAGAUGUCUCGCCUCACCGACCUGGUGAGCAGCGUUCGCAGGGCGCCAGCGGCCCCUGCAGCGCCGGCUCCCGAGGUCGAGUCCGCUCCGGCGCCGAGGCCGGCGCACACCAACCCCCCACCUCCCCCUCAGCCCCCAUCCAGCCCCCUCCUCACCGCCUCCCAGACACGCAAGCAGGAAAUCAUCAAGAUCACCGAGCAGCUGAUCGAGGCCAUCAACAACGGCGACUUUGAGGCUUACGCAAAAAUCUGCGACCCUGGCCUGACCUCCUUCGAGCCCGAGGCCCUGGGGAACCUGGUGGAGGGCAUGGAUUUCCACAGAUUCUACUUUGAGAACUUGUUGGCCAAAAACAGCAAGCCCAUUCACACCACCAUCCUGAACCCGCACGUGCACCUGAUCGGCGAGGACGCCGCCUGCAUAGCCUACAUCCGCCUGACCCAGUUCGUGGACGGUCAAGGCCGACCGCGCUCCAGCCAGUCGGAGGAGACUCGCGUGUGGCAUCGCAGGGACAGCAAGUGGCAGAACAUCCACUUCCACUGCUCGGGGGCACCGGCCGCACCGCUCCAGUGAGUGACGCGCCAUCUCAUCUCCAGCAGAGUUCUGAGGGGGAGGGUAGUGCGGGGGGGCGACUGACCAGAUCCAAAAACAAGAAAAAAGAAAAAAAAGCAAAGCUCUACUCUCACUGGACCUCCGUCCCAGCAUGCAUCACUUCUUCUGCUUCUCUCAACUGACCCUCAUCGCCACGGCGACGCUCCUCCCCGACCUGCUCCCCCUUCCUCCCUCUGUCCACCAACACUGCACUGAUAAUGUAAAGUUCGACCCGCGUCACGACUCACGUCGACAAUUGUAUAUGUCAUUUGUAUAACUGAAAUCUUCGUCACAGGUUCCGUCUUUUUAAGGAAGCAUGUUUUUCCGCGCAAUUACCAAGUGGCUGUUUUCUAUCGUGGCUCCGACGUGCUAAAUGAUAUUAGCGGUUUUUGUAUCGUCCGUUGGCUAUCAUUUCACCGUCGACCCGCUUACCUUCGUCCCUCGGGUGUCUGGGUGCUGGUGUGGCAGCAACAGCAGCGGUGUCGGUUUGAGCCCGUGACUCAGGUGUCAGCUGAACCUCCACGCCGCCGUUCAACUGACACCUGAGCACCUGCACUGUUUCCUUUCGCUGUUACGCUAACCUUACAGCACACGCGUCUCAUGGCAGUUGUUUCUGAGCGCUUGUGAUGCAACUCAUGUUACUGCCAAGCACAUUACGGGGGGAUGCAGGUUACUACAGUAUUUAUUACAUUAAUGAUGGAAAAUGAAAUAUUUUUGUGUGUCAUUGUUGUAAAACUGGAAAUGAAUUGACAUAAUUUAUAGGCUGGAUAUGUAGAGUAAAUGAAGAAAGUCAGUGAAAUACACUGAGUCCUGACAGUCGUUCCUUGUUUGAGACGCUAGAUACGCUUCAAUAAUGACUCCUUGCUGACAGCAGGGGGAGUCAAAGAUUAGGAUCCUUAAAAUGGCUUUAUUCAUCACUAACAUCACUAAGUGAGCUAUAAACAAAGGGACGGAAAGAACAGCAUGGUUGACAGGAGCCUAUUGAAGUGAGUUCAGAUGUAUUCAGGCAUCCGUAUGUUGAUGCUGGUGAGGAUGAUCACCAUCAUCUUCGGCACAUCUUUCGUUAUUCGACUCAAAGCUACAAACGUCUUGCUCGCCAGCCUGGAUUUAACCCAGAAAUAAACACAUUACAUUAUUGUAACAUUACAAAGUGGCUUUUCAAUGCACGGAGGAACUUCAAGGCCCAUCUAUGAGGCCUUUAUGUACGAAUUUACGUAACGGACGAAAGUGCUGGUAACUUUUACGAUGUUACCAUCACUGAUCACAUACUUCAAUGAGCUCUUUAUGUUGCUGUUCACUACUGUUCACACCAGGGGGAGCAGCCCAGAGUCAAAAGGUUAUGACGACAACAAACUCCAAAACCAAUAUGUAGACUGUGGAAGAAGUAUUGAUCGUGUAGCUCUUGAACUAAAGAAGAAUCGGAGGUAGCGUUGUAGGAGAAUUUCCGUCAUUGUUGCAUCAACGCACAUCCAGACCAUGUAAGUUCGAAAUGAGGCCCCUGAGCUGAUGAAGCUUGGAGCCUGGCUCAGCGUAUCUAGAAGUAGUUUCCAAGUGAGGAACGACUGUCGUUCAGAGUGUUAGCGACGGUGCAUGGAGCUCCAUAUUCGUCAGACUUACCUCCAGCUCGAGGUGCUUCUGUUGCUAGGCGACAGCCGCUGGUCUUUCCCUGAAGCUAUUUUUAGCAGAGCAGCGCAGGGUUUGUGGGCAGAUAUGCUUUGAGGGUGAGGGUGUGUGGCUGCGGGGGCCACCGGUGCAAUAUGUGCGAAAGUGGACGCAUCAGUUCGCCACCUGCAGAGCCUUUUCUUAUCAGUUUUCUUUGACUUGUUGUGCAGUUUUUGUUAUUUUUUUAAGUGCUUUGGCUGAGACCCGGCGGUCAUUUCACAUGACUCGUCCUCAGGUUUUUAUUUAUUUUCCUUAUUUAUUUAUUUAUUUUAGCGCUGGAUUUUUGUGCUGUACAGCUCAUGUACUUGUGCAAGGACUUUUUUUUUUGUUUGCAUGUGUUUGUAAAGACCAACCUGGUUUCGCUUCGUGCCAUUUGUCAUUUAUUUAGCUUCUUUUUGGGGGACAGGGGGCGGUGUGCUGCCGUGUUGAUAUGAUUGUACGUUUUCAUGUGAAUAAAGGCAGUGUAAAACGCUAGCUACUUUCACGCGCGCUUAAGUAGCCUGACAGUUUUCUUUUUUUGUUUUGUUUUUUUUUUAUAAUUAAAAUCUUGUCUUAAACCUGUCCUGGUGUGUCAGAAAAUAUUGGCAAACAAUUCCCUUCAGUUGUCGGUUAGCUUAGCGUUUGCUGCUGCGCUGUGCUGAAAAAUUACAGUGUACGUAUUUACGAAAAAUCAAUGUAUCAUUCUGACACUAUCGUACCACAGUUCCCUUUUUUCGGAUUUUUCUCCGCGCGCGUAAGAGCAGCUUGUCCGGUCGGCAUGCUUUACUUGACCCCGCCCCAUUUCAGGCGCUCAAGUGCGACACCGCUCAGUAAAGAGAUGGCAGCAUGUGGCGUAUGAUUGUGUUGUUCCUCUGUGUGUUUUCUAACCUCCGAAAGUCACACGCGUUCACACUAUUACACAAAUAUGACUUAACUAGCGACUAACUAGCAGCGUAGCCGGUGUUUUCUUUGCAUGAGGGUUUUUUUUUUCCUCUGUGUUUUCCUAAACUUUUUAUUUCAUUUUCUACUGGAUGCUGUCGAACUUUGUGGAACUAUUUCUCGCCGCCUUUUAAGUGCGUAUAGCUAUUUUUAUGUCCAGAUGAUUUAACAAAGAGGAUUUUAGGAGGGAUGUGUUAACAAGGGAGUCGACGCCAUAGAACAUAGAUGAUGAGGAUUAUAAUGAUGAUGAUGUUGAUGAUGAUGAUGAUUUUGCAUGCUUUGCUUUCGGAGCUUUGUGUUGUCAGUGCAAGAAUUGCUGUUUCCGAGAAAUCUCAACACUUUGUGCACCACCACGGGGCGCACCGGUCGGAUGUAAGUGAAUGACACGAAAUUCCUUGCUUGUUGUCCGUUGAUCGUUGAGAACCCCGACAUCAACCUAAAAGACUGUCGGACUGAUGUCCUACAACCAAACUUUCAGAUAAUAGCGUUUAAAAUCGAACCACGUUGACAAAAAUCUGAGCUCCAUUAUGCUCUGGAAAGAUAGAAAAUAAAAAGUAAUAAAACAUCAGUAAAUUAUUUUUGCUUUUAUGUUGGCUUUGGAAAUAUGCUAGUAGUUAGCACAGGCUAGCCAACUCAGUUUGAGCUAACUUACUGCUUAAAUUUAAAGCUGUGUGUAAUAUUCAGCAUUAAUAUAUAGCUAGGUCUAUAGUGCUUUUACUCUAGUAUCAGCAACAAUGCGUACUAGCAAAAAAUGAAAUGAGAGUACAUUUCGCUGAGACAAAUCAACGCUGCUACUGCGAACUGUGGUUAUAGAUCUUUAAAGCUGUUCCAUAAAAUGAGUCUAUCAGAGCCCAGGACUAAGAAAUAAAUGCAUGCUAGCAUGCUAACAGUAUGCUAAAACAGAAGCUAGCUUGUGGCUAUAACACAGCGGCUAGGAGGUUAGCCCUCACUGCCGAGUUUUACAGCCGCUUUUAGCCAAACAAGUUCACAAAAUUGGUGUAUAAACGACCCAAGCAAACGCUACAUGUGGGUUUCUCCUGACAGUUUUAAUCAUUUGGAAAUAGCGCCAUCAAACGUAGCACCGUCCUGCACUGACAGCACCAGUGGCUCCUUUCCUCCGUCCGUUAGCUUUGGUUUCUGCUCUUUCCCGUCCUGUUUUUUUGUUUUUGUCCGUUUGGGUUUCUUCUGUAAUAUAAUACAGUCUUUAAGCUCUGGUUGAUUCUUGCUCUGUUCUCUUACACGUGUUGAACUUCAAGACAAUGUGUUAAGGUGUUAUCAAUAAAAAUGGCAGUUUAAAUAGAAACAUUCUUUUGUUGUUUCAAUCGGGUGAAGAGGUGUCAUUCAACAUGUGAGACAAAUAUUUCCCUCCUUGUGUGCAGAUUUACACAACCCUAUGACUACAUUAUGAAGCCUUUAUU
This is a messenger RNA of Synchiropus splendidus (mandarinfish), 6273 nucleotides long. It is a transcript of the gene camk2b1, whose product is annotated as calcium/calmodulin-dependent protein kinase (CaM kinase) II beta 1. Gene Ontology annotation, cellular component: cytoplasm; neuron projection. The transcript has 24 exons. Gene Ontology annotation, molecular function: ATP binding; calcium/calmodulin-dependent protein kinase activity; calmodulin binding. Gene Ontology annotation, biological process: protein phosphorylation. Lineage: Eukaryota; Metazoa; Chordata; Actinopteri; Syngnathiformes; Callionymidae. Bases 221 to 2257 code for a protein of 678 amino acids. The record is from RefSeq and is a predicted model, not a curated record.